UGUAGUUCCAGUGCAGAAGCAAAUGUCAAAAUUCUAGACCCACUCAUAUUGUAAAUAAUUUUUUAGAAAGUGAUUGAAAUGGCACAAAUUGGCGAACCAUUAACUUUGUCUCGAGACAUAAAACGAUCCAUCGAGUUACUGGAAAAGCUGCAAAAAAAUGGAGAGGUCCCCGCAACUAAGCUGGCAGCUCUGCAAAAGGUACUGCAAAGCGAUUUUCUCAACGCCGUAAAGGAGGUGUACGAGCAUGUGUACGAAACAGUCGACAUACAGGGCUCUCAAGACGUUCGCGCUUCCGCAACGGCCAAGGCGACGGUCGCCGCAUUUGCCGCCAGUGAAGGACACGCCCAUCCUCGUGUCGUCGAGCUGCCUAAAACAGAAGAGGGCCUCGGUUUCAACGUGAUGGGUGGCAAGGAGCAGAACUCGCCGAUUUACAUUUCACGAAUUAUACCCGGCGGAGUGGCCGAUAGGCACGGUGGUUUAAAGAGAGGCGAUCAGUUGUUAAGCGUCAACGGUGUUUCUGUCGAGGGUGAAAAUCACGAGAAAGCAGUUGAGCUGCUGAAACAAGCACAUGGGUCUGUCAAAUUGGUUGUGCGGUACACUCCCAAAGUGUUGGAGGAAAUGGAAUUACGUUUUGACAAACAGCGGGCACGGAGGAAGCAACAAUUUACUUAAGCAGUAUUGGUAUAGUUUCUCUUUUUGUUAACUUAUUUCGUGAUCUUAAAGGUUUAGUCUGGUUUAAAGGGCGAGUGAAAUCUCCUUUUUUCGGUGUCAGUUCGUAUCACAUCUAUGGCAUUAAGUUAUGUGUACGUUAUUUAUUCUUUAAGUUUUAAGGUUGAUGGAUAAUUUAUUGAGUAGUCUAUAUGGAUUGUGUGCACUAUAUUUUUGCACAAUUUUCACUUACAGUCACCUAUAUCUUACGGAAAUAAAAAAUUUCUUCAAUUUUA
Molecule: messenger RNA, 944 nt
Organism: Photinus pyralis (common eastern firefly)
Lineage: Eukaryota; Metazoa; Arthropoda; Insecta; Coleoptera; Lampyridae
Gene: veli
Product: protein lin-7 homolog C
Exons: 3
Coding region: 79-672 (197 amino acids)
Biological process (GO): maintenance of epithelial cell apical/basal polarity; protein localization to basolateral plasma membrane; neurotransmitter secretion
Cellular component (GO): synapse; cell-cell junction; basolateral plasma membrane
Molecular function (GO): protein binding
Source: RefSeq, a predicted model, not a curated record